CUGUCUGUCAUUGUAGAGGAUUAUCUUCAGUGCAGCGCCAACCUCAUCUCUCAGAUCCCCAAGAUGAGAUAUGUUUCUCCCGACAUCAUUUUUGCAGCUCAGGAUCUGGUUAUCAAAUCUCUGGAGGCAACCUGGUUCAAAAAGUAUCAAGAGACCUUUCCUCCUUGUACCAAUAUUACUGACACCAGCACAAGAACCGUCGUCCUUACAAACAAACUAAAACAUGUGUGGAGCGUCUUCUCCAGGUUCAUCAAAAGCAUCUGUAAAUUCCGACAUGCCAUGAAGGACAUUCUGACCAGAAGCAAGUUUGAGGGCUACCUCAGACACAACUGGCAAGACUUCUCUCUAAAGUACAUGCCAUCAAUGGGGAGCCGGCAAAUUGAAUCCGUUGUCCUGUGCUCGGAGGAGGUAGACUCGUCCCACUUGAAGAGGCGAGUCAUCAACCACAAACUGAUAACAGUGGAGUUCCUUGUCAACGAUCUGUCGUUCUACCUGGAGACAGAGAGUUUCAGGAACAUGGCAGACUCGAGCACUAUGAUGGCAUCCGCGGGCAUGUAUGGGGAGAAUGACAAUGCUCUGCUACACCAGAAAGCAGAGAUGAUCAUCAAGCUCUUUCUCAAGUCAGAGAUCUCUCCCAGACUGAGGGUUAACAUAGCAGAAAGUGCCAGGGAUUCCAUCCAGCAGGCCUUUGCCGUGGGCAAGGUGGACCGAGGGCUCUUCCAUGAAGCCAUCAUGGCUGUCUUCCCUAACCUCAUCUUCUGCUGGAAAAAAUUCUGUAGCCAAAAGGUAAAAAAAGGUGUAGUCGGAGAUAAUUCUAAGAAAGAAGACUCCACAGAGCUUCAUGACUACCUCCAUCCCUUCAACUCUGACUGGUACCGGAAGGUACAAACUACCAUGUCCAUGACGGACGAUUACACCACCCUUAGGUUUACUGUGCAUGAUGGUCUCAAUCUGGUCCUCCCUCAAACCAGACUAGAAUUGUGUGCCAGUGUUCUCAGCCCUGCCAAGAGCCCCAUGGCUAGGCGGAGAUCUGUCUCUACGCCUGCCUCCUCCGAAUUUCCACAACUGGAUGUGUCCAACCAACGCAGAAGGUCUAUUGGUCCCUUUAUCAGGAAACAUGCACUGAACUGUCACAGGAUGAAACCGGCUCUCUUCAACGUCUUGUGUGAUAUAAAAGAGAAAACAGUGCUCAGUAUCCGUGGCACCCAGGAGGAGGAGGCUCCAGAUGCCCAGCUCAUGCGAUUGGACAACAUGCUGCUGGCGGAGGGCGUGUCCGGACCAGAGAAAGGGGGCGGGUCUGCGGCAGCAGCAACAGCGGCGGCAGCAGUGGGAGGAGGGGUGGGCCAGGACAACUCAACAGAACACUCAGACUAUCGGGCCAAGCUGACUCAGAUCCGCGGGAUUUACCACACAGAGCUGGAGAAGUAUGAACAGGCAUGUAACGAGUUUACCACCCAUGUGAUGAACCUGCUGAGGGAGCAGAGUCGCACACGGCCCAUCUCUCCCAAAGAGAUCGAGCGUAUGGUGGGCAUCAUCCACCGCAAGUUCAGCUCCAUCCAGAUGCAGCUCAAACAGAGCACCUGUGAGGCCGUCAUGAUCCUACGCUCACGCUUCCUCGACGCCAGACGAAAGAGAAGGAACUUCAACAAGCAGGCAACAGAGAUCCUAAAUGAGUAUUUCUACUCCCACCUGUCCAACCCCUACCCCAGUGAGGAGGCCAAGGAAGAACUGGGCAAGAAGUGCUCCAUCACAGUGUCACAGGUAUCGAACUGGUUCGGAAACAAGAGAAUCCGAUACAAGAAAAACAUUGGCAAGUUCCAAGAGGAAGCCAACAUGUACGCCGCGAAGACAGCUGUCAGUGCAACCAAUGUAUCAGCCCAUGGCAGCCAGGCCAACUCCCCGUCCACCCCCAACUCUGCAGGUUCUGCUGGCUCUUUUAACAUGUCAAACUCCGGAGACUUGUUCAUGAGUGUGCAGGCUCUGAAUGGGGACUCAUACCAGGGGGCUGGGGUAGGGGCCAACGUUCAGUCCCAGGUGGAUACUCUUCGCCAUGUUAUCAGCCAGACAGGAGGAUACAGUGACAGUCUCGCCGCCGGCCAGAUGUACAGUCCACAGGGCAUCAACACAAACGGUGGGUGGCAGGAUGCUCCGACCCCCUCGUCAGUGACCUCGCCCAUAGAAGGACCCGGAAGUGUUCACUCGGAUACCUCCAACUGAUUAUUUUACCCUCCACACACACCAUCACCACAACCCAACGAUGAACUGGCAGAGCCAAUCACAGUACUAAACAUAGCGGCAUACUACACAGUGUCCUGUAGAUUUCAGGGGUGCUGUGAAAACCAUAACUAUAGCAACCUUUCCUCAGCUACAGUACUACGGGACAUUUGAGAUGCAUACAUACAGUAAUAGGAAUUUCAAAACAAAAAUAAAAACGAUACAAAAAUUCUUAAUACAAAUGUUUGUACAGAUUUCACAGGAUAUUCAGAGGGCUGGGUUGCUUAAUUACCUGUGAUGGGUUUACUCAUAUUGAUGAUAUUAAGUGAUAAGAUAAAUUUCGACAACCAAACCUGUAUACUUCAAUUCAAAUGUUUAAUUCUACCUCUCAGCGACUAAAAAGUUAACAAAUAUGAAAGAACAUUAUUUGUUUUUUUAAAACAUGAACUUUGUCAUUGUAAGAAAGAAGCACUUCGUCAUGCUUUGUUUUGCGGUCCCUCCUCACUGGGCACAUACUGGUUGAAUCAACGUUGUUUCCACGUCAUUUCAAGGAAAUUAUGUUGAACCAAUGUGGAACAGACGUUGAAUUAACAUCUGUGCCCAGUGGGUCACCUAUUCGAUGGUACGCCAUUUAGGCUUUUAAUGUUGCUCCCCUGUUUACAGUGUGUGCUUGAUGAACUGUGUUCGCUUUACCCUCUCCCACAGGGAAAUAACCAAGAAGACUUAGAACUUGAUUUACUAAAUGUUUUUAUAUUAGUUUCUCCGUAGAGGACUUUUAGGGAAAGCAGUCAGCCUAGUGAAUUAUGAGGACCCUUCACCCUGACUAGCAGGUCUUCAAUCUGGGUGGAAGGCAUUAGAAAAGGAAAACAUGCUGGUACGAGAAUGCUCAUUGGCAAAUCUAAAGAAUUUAAUGGAAAUUGAGUAGACAAUUGAAUAUACAUUGUAGAUGUGUGUCUUCCUGAUUUAUAAACUUCUGCCCCAUGACCCCUUUGAUAAGAACGCAGGAGAUCUGUGGGCCCACAAGCACUCAUAGGGCUCUCUUCUGAUAUCCAUACUAGCGUACCACUUAGUCUUGCUAACACCUGGCUCUCGACGUCACAGCUCGCUGUGUAGUCACGUGGGUCGCGUCGGCCAGGCUACACACCACUUAGAGUGCAUGCCCAAUACAUGCUUCAUUCUAAGUAUGCUAGUGUGGAUAUUGGGAAAAAGCUACAGAGUAUGUGCUGUUGAUUGUCUGAGGGCCUGAGGAAAGCCUUCCUUUUUACCACCUCCUUUUUACCACCUCAACCACCUCAUUGAGUAUCAGUGUCUCAUCAGAGGUAAACGUGUGAAGUUACAGUUAUGUCAUGUGUAAAAGAGGGAAAAAAGGAAAUAAACACCUGUCAUCAACAACCCAGACGAGUUUGAAUCACAUCAUUCCUUCCAGUGAGAAUAACUAAACAAAAGAACACAUCGUCUCAAUCUAAAAGUCAUUUGGAAUCACUUCCUGUGUCUGAUUGUUUUGGAGCCUAUGGGGUCAAUAAGAGCAGACAUAAUGAGCAAAGUGGCGGAAACAUCAAGUCAUUUUGUCCUCGUCUAAUGUCAUUUCCUCGUUCGCUGUCUCACUUCAAAUUCAUUCGUUUUUUUAGUCGCCAAAUGUUACUGUUAACCAAAACUCUUAUAUUUGUUGAUCUAUUGUUUUUUUUUAUGUGUACUUUCUAGAGGUCGUAACCCAUCUAGCUACAUUCACUCAUAUAACUAUUAGAUUUCUCACUUUACCUUUUGCCAACUGUCCCAAUUCUGGUGCAGCAAUCCUAACUGGGGAAAAAUUCAAUUGAUAACCAACUGAACAAUGCUGCCUAAAUGAAAAGCCAUUGUAGAUGAAACCCUUUCUGGAGAAAAUCUCUGUCAAGGAUCUGUGUAGUAACAGUUUGUUUUUGACUACAUGGAAUCAGAAUCUAGUUAAACAUGGAAGUCGUUAAGUUAAUAUGAUUCAGUUACUCCUAGCUCUGCUGAUGCAGGUAACACCAGGGCUGAACUUACAGUAGCCAUGAUGCGCAGGGCAUGAGAUGCCUUUUACCCCGUGAUAUAGCCAACAAGAUAUAUUGUUUUCCUGUGAUUCAGUGUUCAUUGUUCAGCCACUGUUCCAAGGCACUCUCCUGCAAUGGAACUAUAUUGUUCUUUAAACCCAGAGUUGAUUUCUGUUUCUCUUUUUUUUUGCCAUUUGAAUUUGUUUUACAAAAUGUUACAGUAUAUGACAGCAUUCUUUCUUUCACUGUAUCAAGAAUGUCACCUGUGUCCUUGCUUUUCACUUCUUCAAUUGACUUCUAUCAGUCCUCAGAAUUCAUGAGCAUUUUGAACGUUGUGCUAAAAGGUCUGUAAUGUCCAGAGCAAAACUAGAGAUGUGAAAAUUCCUUCAGACAAACAAAGAUAUUUGGACAUUUGAUAGACUUGUCCUUAUGGUGUGUGGACUAUAGUUAUUCUUUAGUAUUUUGUUAUUUACUUUUUAUAGUGUGCUAUUGUAUUUCAUGGUUCCCAUUUUCUUGUCAAUUAGCUCUCUCAUGAUGUGAUUCUGUGAACAUUGCCACAUUGUACUUGACUUUCUUUGUUGAACCAUAAUUUCUACAGUUUCAACAUUAAACUUAUUAUACUACUAUAUAAUACAUCAAGACAAAACAAUGGCAUUUUAUAAUUGAAUAGUUGAGUGAGAAAACAAGAAGAAUAUACUGAUGUUUGCCAGUUUUGCAAAAUGUUAUAGUUUUUUAUAUGUGAUAUAGAUUUUAAUGCACCAAUUGUAAAUUCAGCUUCCCAAACAAUGUACUCUUAACAAGUUCAAAAAAGCUCACUUGCCAUGUCCCCUCUAAUUAAUUGAUUUGUUGUGCCAAAGUAGAAGUAUUCAUAAUUUAUUCAUUUUUGAAUAACUCACAAUAAAACUGUAACUCCCCUAUUACCUACAAGUGAAUCUCAACUACUUGAUACUCUACAGGGACCCUGAGCUCUACAACCCAUUCACUCCGGAUACAGAUUUAGAAAUAUGCUUGUUUGCCAAUAAAUGCAAUAUGAUAACACACUCCAUAUAAUAUAGCUUUUUUGUUUUGAUAGCUGAAAGGAGAGGUUCAUAUAUAUAAUGCAUGUAAUUUGUUCUUUAAUAAAAUAUUGCUGUGUUUUUGAA
Molecule: messenger RNA, 5365 nt
Organism: Salvelinus fontinalis (brook trout)
Lineage: Eukaryota; Metazoa; Chordata; Actinopteri; Salmoniformes; Salmonidae
Product: pre-B-cell leukemia transcription factor 1-like
Exons: 18
Coding region: 64-2217 (717 amino acids)
Biological process (GO): regulation of transcription by RNA polymerase II; brain development; neuron development
Cellular component (GO): nucleus
Molecular function (GO): RNA polymerase II cis-regulatory region sequence-specific DNA binding; DNA-binding transcription factor activity, RNA polymerase II-specific
Source: RefSeq, a predicted model, not a curated record